Rotaria sp. Silwood1 is the source of this 402-nucleotide messenger RNA. The record is from the annotation of a GenBank genome assembly. Lineage: Eukaryota; Metazoa; Rotifera; Eurotatoria; Philodinida; Philodinidae.
AUGAUAUUUAAAAUACGUAAAGAUAAAUUAAUGUCAAUGUUUGAAUGUAUGGAUAAAUAUCGAAAUUAUCAAUAUCAACAUUUAGGUGAUACACAUGAAGAAGCAUUAAUAACAAAAUUAUUAACAGAUUAUAAUAUUGAUAAAGAACAUUUAAGACAUGCUCAAACAUUAGAAGAAAUAGCUGAUUUAUGUGAAAAACUUUAUAUUUAUUACAUAGAAGAUAUUCUUGGUAUACAUUCACAUGACAAAUUAUUAGACUAUCGCGAAGAACGUGAAAAACGAAAAACAUUAAUUUCAACCAUUGAACAAGGUGAAAAAAAUGAACAACCCUUACCAACAAUUGAUGAUGAUGAACAAGAUGAAGAUACAUUAAUUGAACGAUUUCAUUCUCAAUUAAAUUAA